ACUUCUCAUGUCUUAGGUUGUUCCACCUCAUCUGCCAGGAGAUAAAGUCUGCCUCACAGGAAUGAGAGCUGGGAUGUCCAGCAACAUUCAUCUAGAAGACAUUUCCCACACUCAAGGCACUAAUACACCUCCAGGGUUGUGUGGGACCCCUGAUGUACAGGAAGACAGGACUUCAGUGAGGAACAUUUCCCUCAGGACAGGAACGUGGCUUCUCCCCCGUGUGAGAUCUCUGAUGUCUGGAAAGAUCGGACUUCUGUAAAAAACAUUUCCCGCACUCAGGACAGGAAUAUGGCUUUCUCCCCCGUGUGAGAUCUCUGAUGUCUGAAAGAUGGGACUUAUCUGAAAAACAUUUUCCCACACUCAGGACAGGAAUACGGCUUUUUCCUCCAUGUGAGAUCUCUGAUGUGUGUGCAAAGAUGGGAAUCUGUGAAAAACAUUUCCCACACUCAGGACAGGAAUACGGCUUUCUCCCCUGUGUGA
Messenger RNA from Staurois parvus, 480 nucleotides. Lineage: Eukaryota; Metazoa; Chordata; Amphibia; Anura; Ranidae. The record is from the annotation of a GenBank genome assembly.